Molecule: messenger RNA, 2853 nt
Organism: Symbiodinium sp. CCMP2592
Lineage: Eukaryota; Dinophyceae; Suessiales; Symbiodiniaceae
Source: the annotation of a GenBank genome assembly
AUGAUCCAGGAGGUCAUCUAUGGGUUGGCCGGCUACGCCGGAGGCCUCGUCCGAGAGACGGAGACCGGCUUCGUGAUCGGCAGUGAGGACCGUCUGACACUGUCGGAGAGACAGCUCCUGGAGCGUGCGCUCGAAGCUGGCUUUCUCUGCAAAAAGCUGAGCGACUUUGCGGCUUCCACGCGCAGCCGACACUUCACAGGCCUCGCGGCUACAUCUGCAGAGAUCGACGAGAAAGGCUCCACUGCUUCCAAACCGGGCCAUUACAUGUAUGGACUUGUCCUCAGUAUCGAGCGCGCUCUUGAUGAUUACCGCGGCAAGGUCCUGGACCUCGAAGCGCAGGUGAAACUGGAGCCGUCCCUGCCGCUGGCAUACAUCGCACAGUCUGUGGACGGUGACUGCCGAGUUCUUCGCAUGCUGCAUCGCAUUGUCACACAAGUGGCCGCUAGGCCAUUCCGUGGUGGAGCCUUGUUGGAUGUGAUCUGGAAAGCCGCAUCUCAUCACAUGGGUAGUGGCGAUCUCCACCGGUGCCUUUGGUCGGCGGUUUGCAGUGUGGGCAACGUGCUUGCGAACCAGCUGGUCGCAUGGAUGGUCUACGGCAGAUUGUCGGACCCCGAUGGCGAAUUCUUUGUGCGGCGUGUCGGGGGCAGGCAGACCUACCAACCUGGUGCUGCCUUGUAUGGUGAAGUAGAGGAUUUAUCGCAGCCCAUGACGGCUGUUGCUGCGCAGCGUGAGUGGCAAAGUCUAUUCGAGCUGCGACCCGAAUCUAUUCCCAAGAACAUCGUCACCAUGGAGACCGCAAAGAAGGUACUGUUCGCUGGCAAAGCAGUGCGUGUACUGCUCCGAGGCAAUCGCUGGCUGAGGCGGACGGAUGACAGCUGGGAGAGCUCCCUGCAAGGAAAUCUCGACCCCACCACACUGCAGAACGAGGUUGACUUCCUCCGUGGCUGCUUUAUGUCCAAGAGCCCGGCCAUUGUUGUGGAACAGAGUGUGGAUCGGAUCCGCCACGGGGUUGCCAUCCAGCUUCGCAACUUCAUCGUCGACGAGGCCGAGAUUUGUCAGCACCUCGCAGCCAUGAAGGGCUUCUUUCUGCUGGGCUAUGGCGCCUUCUACCAAACCUUCCUCGACUCCGCACGAAAGCUUCUGCAGGGGCGACCCCCGUGGAACGCCGAGAGGGAGCUGCAAGCAGGCCCCUGGGCUGCGGCGAUGUCUGAGCAUGAGGGCCCCGAUGCCCAAGGCCCUGGCAGCGUCCCGCCCACCCCAGCCGCCUCCUCUCGACGCCUGCCGUUGGAGCGACGUGCCGCGUCGAAGUUCCAGCUCAGCUUCGUGCCGCGACGCGUGGAGCUGCCGAACUUCACGGAUGCGGGGCGGAGAGUACGACUCGUGGGUCAGGCCCACAUGGAAGGUGGCUCUGCCACCUUGGGCUCCGAGGGGGCGGGCGGAACACCUGCACUGCCUCCUGCGAUGAUGUGGUUGGCGACCAAAGUCUGUCUGUCAACCAGCUUUCAGCAUUCUUUUAGUUUUCAACUCACCAGUCCACCACCCCCUGGCGCUUCGCCCUUGGUUGCGACGGCGCUGCCGGAGUACGGCGGACGCUUCGCACUUUGCUUUCAACCGCGCUGGACCCCUGCCGAGCUUGAGAAGUCCAGGCAUGCCGAGGCCGAAUUAGAUGGGCAGACUCUGCCGGGGCAUCCUUCUCUCUGGACCUCCUUGGGAGAAUGCUUGGCUUUGGAGGUCGAGUACCGCGUGCUGCCACAUCGUGCUUCCUCUUCUCCGGUUUCCGAGGUGUCGCUGUCUCUGUACCUUCGGCCGCCCGCCGAAUGCCGUGGCCGCCAUGCCCGCCUGCAGCGCCUCGGCAGUACCACUCUGAGGAUAGCUGAGGUGCGACAGAUGAUCCAUUUGGUACGCCUUUGGCACAACCCAAACGAGAAGCGGCUGCAGGUCUUCUUCGGAGCGGACGCGGUUGCACCGGCUCUCGAGCUCGACUUCGACAUGUCAGCGAGUCUUGCAUUGGAGAUGGGCCAUGCCUUUGCUGGCCUCGCUCUGUUGCCCCUGGAUUUCCAGCAUGAUGUAGAGAGUCGGGACAAGAAAUCGGUCCAGUAUGAGACGAGCUACUCGUCCCGUGACCGGCCCGUUCUCUUCGCCUCCUGGAAUCAUUCGCAGACUUCCCCAAGCUCCGAGUUGACCUCACGGAUGCUGGAGGAAUUGGCCGCGGCUAGCAGUCAGUGGUUCGUGAACUUACAUCUGACGUACGAAGCCGUCUGGCCUUUGCCACUCGUCUUCACACAGCGCUGCCUGGAGCGCUACAACCACUUCUUCCGGAUCCUGUUGGCUUUCCGCCACGCCCACUUGGAGCUGCAGCGCUGCGAGCUCCCGCGUGGCAAUGUGCUGGCCUGGGCUCUGAAGAGUCAGCUCUCUUUCUUCGUGUCCCAGGUCCUACAGUUCUUCCAGCAGGAUGUAAUUGAGGCCUCGUUCCGGACCCUUCUGCGAACCAUCCGCGAGUCCACUGUCUUCGACGAAGUCGUUGCGGCUCACGAAGAGUUCCUCUCGGCGCUGACGGUGCACUUCUUCCUCCAGGCUCCAGACCUGCAUCACGAGCUGAUGUCGGCUCUCCGGAUCGUCACAUUAUUCAGCCAAACCGCUUUGCUGCAGACCUACCGGAGCCCGCAGGCCACUACCGGUCUGAAGGACAUCGACCUACGGCGCUUGCAGGCGGACUUCAUGGCAACCGUCCGGUCGGUGAUCCGCAUGAUGGCGACCCUGAAUCGCGAGGGUGUCGGCAUGCAUGCUCACCUCGUGCAGCUUCUGCUACGACUCGACUACAACAACUACUUCUCCGGCACGGAGGCUGUCUGA